AGGCUUUCUUUUUUACUUUCAUAUAUUAUUUGUAUAUAUUUUUGUAUCCUAUUUGUUUACGUACUGCUAUGAUUGACUUUCUGUACAUUUUCUUUUGAAAUAAGGUAAAAAAAAGAAGAGUUGAGGCAACAGCCAUUUAAUAAAACCACAUCUCAGCCUCCAUGCCGUCGUUAAAAGCGACGUCAGUUAAAUAUGACGGGCCGCACCACUGCAUCCGCUCUCUAUCGUUUUGUCAUACGCAGCAUUUUGUGAUCUCAGUCAGAGGAGCAGAAGUGUUCAUUACAACUUCUAUAUAUUUACUUUGAAUUCAAGUGACAACGUGGAUGAGAAUGUACAGGUCGUACAUUUUUUUAUAAUAGCCUAUGGCCUACAUGCACAGGAUGGCUUUAUAUCUAGUGUAAAACAUUACAAAUGUUUGUGUGAAAAGAACUAUACAAAUAUAAAGGCUAGGCAUAUAUUAUAUACACACAAACGCACUCUAUCUGCGUGGAUUGGCUCUUUAUCCGAAUAAGCUUAACAAGCUUAAUUAUUUUCUCUGAUUUAGAGACCCCCAUGGACGUUUAACUGGCCCACGGCUGUCCCUGCAGGCUCCGUUGCUUUUUAAAUGAUGUAUUAAUGCAUUUGUUUUCUAUAACAAUUUACUUUAAUGAUUGGCGAUGCUGUUUGUAAAAGUUUACAUGCUCGCAGAAAUUCCACUGCAGCUGAUAUCCUCGGAUAUUUAAGAUGCAUAACUAACUGUAAACUGGACAGAAUAAACAGAACUAGACCUUUUUAGAUUCUGAAAUACUCUACAAUCUUACAAAUGAAGCUGUCUGUCUGACAGCAGCUCUAUGUUCACCUUUUAGAGAAUGUUAAUAAUAUUUUCCUCGUUAAUUGUGUAUUAUUUCAGCCACCUGAUAUUAAUCAGAAUAAUAAUUUGUAAGAUCUGACCAGCCCGAUCCAUAACGUUAGAUUAACCACAGAGCCACGGAUAUCUCUCUCGCUCUCUCUCUCUCUCCCCCCUUCCCUCCUCCUCUCGCUCUGGCAAGCCUCUAUGUUUACAUGCGGCAUGUGAAAAGUGUUCUUUGAGGAUACAUCAGUGUAUCAAUGAUUGUAACUCCUCGGAGGAGCCUCCUCGAUGCUCGAUCCUCACUACUCAAUGUGCAUUUUUGGAAUUGGGACGCCCUUCAACAUGGCGCGCUGAGAACGAUUUCCAGGUCACAAGUUGGAGUCGUCGAGGAGAUGGAGGAAAAAUUAUCAGAGGAGAAUGGCCACGCGUUACCAGGGCACAAGGAGGAGGAAGAGGAGAUGGAGGUUACCAUGACAACGCAACUAGAAAAUCUCAUCGUAACCCCCGCCAAUGCAGACACCUCAUCAAAUACAGAGACCCAACCAGAGGAAACGGGAGAUGUACACACAGACUCGCCAGCGGCAACGCUUCCUUUAAACAGUGUGUCUAAGACAGAGGACUGUGACGACGACGAGUCAGAGGAUUCAGACAGUGACAGCUCUUCCUCCUCCUCCUCUUCGUCCUCUUCGUCCUCAUCCUCCUCUUCUCCCUCUGCCCCCGUUUUUGAGGAUGAUGAUGAGGGUUUCAGCCAACCGGCACCCAUCAAAACCAGGGAUGAAGUCCUGCUCGAGGAGCUGCCGGCAGUGGAGGAGGUGUCAGUGUCAUUACCAGAAGAUGCAGAACUGCGGCCUGUAGGAACAAUCUCAAGUAUUAUACAGCAACUUGUUAUAAUCCAGUCUCUGAAAGACACGCCCCCUCUGACUGAUGACAGCAUCAUCUUUAGAUCUGAUAGGCUGGCUGUUGGCAAGGUGUUUGAGGUGUUUGGUCCAGUGUGCAGGAAGAUUUUUAAGGGAUCUGAUGCAUCAUGGAAGAACGACCAAGAACCACCAGAGGAGGCUUUAGAUUAUAGUGAUGAUGAGAAAGAACAGGAAGCUAAGAGGAAAGGGAAGAACUCCAGAAAGAAGAGGGACAAUAACAACACAGAUAAUCCUACCCACGUUACCCAGAACACCUUGCUGCAGCAGCGUAAUGCCAGAGGUUUCCCACCAAGACAUGCAGGAGCUCCACUCAGGCACCAGAACCCGAGGAAUAAACAGCCACAGUUCAGCCACACAGCUGCUCCACCCAGACACGUACUCCCACCACCCAGACACACCCAUGUCCCUCCCAUGUACCUCCCCCCUCCCUGCCCCUACCCUCCUCCCCCUCAUCACAUUUUCCCCCCACCCAACUUCCUGUACCCCCCCCCUCCUCCCUCUUUCUUCAAUCCAUCUUUCUCUUCUCCUCUUUGGCCACUGAACUCUGUCCCCUUCUCUGACCUCCCCCCUCCUCCUCCUCCCUUUCCCCAGUGA
Molecule: messenger RNA, 2340 nt
Organism: Perca fluviatilis (European perch)
Lineage: Eukaryota; Metazoa; Chordata; Actinopteri; Perciformes; Percidae
Gene: naf1
Product: nuclear assembly factor 1 homolog (S. cerevisiae)
Biological process (GO): box H/ACA snoRNP assembly; ribosome biogenesis; pseudouridine synthesis
Cellular component (GO): sno(s)RNA-containing ribonucleoprotein complex
Molecular function (GO): RNA binding
Source: RefSeq, a predicted model, not a curated record